Messenger RNA from Elgaria multicarinata webbii, 4339 nucleotides. It is a transcript of the gene TSC22D1, whose product is annotated as TSC22 domain family member 1. The record is from RefSeq and is a predicted model, not a curated record. Gene Ontology annotation, cellular component: nucleus; cytosol. NCBI's taxonomy places the organism in Eukaryota, Metazoa, Chordata, Lepidosauria, Squamata, Anguidae. Bases 16 to 3228 code for a protein of 1070 amino acids. Gene Ontology annotation, biological process: positive regulation of cell population proliferation; negative regulation of apoptotic process; regulation of transcription by RNA polymerase II. The transcript has 4 exons.
AAUAGCCCUUCUUCAAUGCACCAGCCUGAGUCAGCUGCAGACACUGGUGCGAGGAAGAUGGCGCACCCGGCGAUGCUUCCUCGGAGGGGCAGCAGCAGCAGCAGCGGCAACGUCGUGCCGGCUCUGGGUACAGCCGGCAGCACCAGCAGCGGCUCGGAAGACUAUCCGCCUCCUUUGCUCAUUCAGCCGCCUCCCGCUGCCGCAGCCUCUUCCUCCUCUUCGCCUGGGCCGCCGCCGCCACCCCCUCCACCGCAGAGCUUGACCCUCCUCUCCCAGCCGCCGCAGCCCCUCAGCCAGGCGGGGGCCCAGAUGAAGAAGAAGAGUGGCUUCCAGAUCACCAGCGUGACCCCAGCCCAGAUCUCUGCCAGCCUCAGCUCCAACAACAGCAUCGCUGAGGACACAGAGAGCUACGACGACCUGGACGAAUCCCACACGGAGGACUUGUCGUCUUCAGAGAUCUUGGAUGUUUCCUUGUCCAGGGCCACUGACUUGGGGGAACCUGAGCGGAGCUCCUCCGAGGAAACUCUGAAUAACUUCCAAGAGGCUGAGAGCCCGGGGGCCGUCUCUCCUAACCAGCCUCGCCUUCCCCACCAGCAGCAGCAGCAGCCGCCCCCCUCUUUGCCCUAUCCCCCCCAGCAGCAGAGUGUGGUGAUCAACGGGAGCAUUCACCCCCUGCAUGGACACCAUUAUCACCACCACCACCACCACCACCACGGGCAUCACCAUGCAUCCCACGCUGGGGUGGGAGGCCCAACGGCUCCUGGAGGACCUCCAUCCAGCCCAUCCUUUAGAAGACUGUCUACAGCUGGAAGCACCGACAGUGUUCCAACGGCUGCCAUGCCAGUUUCUGCUGCAUCAUCCGCUGGUUCACCUGCAGCCACGACGGUGUCUCAUUUCCGCCCUCCUGGUACACCUGGGGUCCCUUCUGCCAGUGGAGCUACUACCAGCAUGUUAAGCAGUGUGGGCAGUGCUAGCCCUAGCGUGGUGAGCAGCAUGCCUGGUCAUGUUAAUAAGAAUCUAAGUCACAUCACAAGUACUGGAACGAGCGGCGGCGUUAAUGUUGCUGUCUUAAGUGGGGUUGGCAAUGGCCUCAGUGCUUCCUCUAGCGCUGUCAGUAAUGCUAGUAAUCCAGUUGCAGCAUCAGCGGCAUCUAGUCAUCUGCAGCCUGCAGCCAGCACAUCGAGGUUUAGAGUUGUGAAGCUGGAUUCUAGUUCAGAGCCUUUUAAGAAGGGUAGAUGGACGUGCACAGAGUUCUAUGACAAAGAGACUCCUGGGUCAGUUACAGAAGGAGUAGCUGUAAAUAAAGCGGUAGACACUCUAAAACAAAACCCGCUUGAAGUAACUUCUGAAAGGGAGAGUACCAGUGGGAGUUCGGUGAGCAGCAACGUGAGCACACUGAGCCACUAUACGGAAAGCGUGGGAAGCGGGGAGAUGGGGACACCGACUGUGGUGCAGCAGCAGGCCUUUCAAGGGGCAGGCGCUCAGCAGGUGGAUUUUAGCAGUACAGCCCCUCAACCUGUGUCAGCACCUAGUCUACCCCAGAGUAUUUCUCAGCCACAGCUUGCACAGGUGCAGCUUCAUGCUCAAGAUGUAAAUUACCCUCAGCAAAAGCAAGGGGUCCAGGCUCCUGCGUCAGCUGUUCCUCUGCCAGUGAAUAUAGUAGGUGGCCAUCAACAGCCGGUCAUUUCAACGAUGGUGCCGCCACAGCUGCCCUAUACCCAGUCAACGCAGCCUGUUCCAGUUGUGCCGCAACCGCAGCCGUUACCAUAUGGGCAAGGACAGGCCCAGCACCAAGCACCAUCACAGCAGAUGCCUAUGCAUAUGACCCCAGGGCAUGUUAAAGCAGUUAAUCAAAGUUCUGUCGCCGGGCCUAUGCCAGAUUAUAUACAACAACAGCAGAUGCUUCAGACUCCAGCUUCUAUGCAGACUGGUCCUGCCGUGGUAGGAACAGGUUCAGCUGUUGGUCAAGCACCAAGUAUGCAGCCUUCUGUUCAAGCACACCUGGCAGUGGCAUCCUCUCAGCCUGUUGCACAUGCCCAGGCCACAAUGCCGACUGUAGGAGCUAGUGCUCAAAUGAUGAAAGUUGGACAACCAGGAAAUGUACCUCCAGUAGUACAGCAGCCACCUGUUACAAACCAAAUUGCCCCUUCGGUGAUAGCGCAAAGUGCUGCUCCUUCACCUUCCCAAGUGGUGCCCCCUGUUCCAGCAGGGAUCAUUCAUCCGGGGCCACAAAGCAGCACAUCAAGCCUUCCUCAACCCUUGGUUAUUGCGCCACAGAGUACUUUGUUACCAGUGCAAGCAGCAGAACCUCUUGUUCAAGGAAUGGCCGGUCAACAAUUGCCUCCUGUUAGUCCUGUACCUUCCGUUAGUGCUGUUUCAGUCCCAGGCCAUUCUGCUGCAAAUGUGAUCUCUACUCCUAUGAGCUUGGCUCCCUCAAAGAAUGUAGCACAAUCUUCAGGUGUGCAGAAUGGGAACUUGGUCCAAAAUGUGUCUCCAGCUUCCUUGAUAUCCACUAGCAUCAAUUUGCCUGCAGCCCAAAAUGUGCCACAACAGAUACUGCAGAACUCCACCCAGUUCUCUGCACUAUCUCUUGCUCAGUCAAUUUCAGCCCGAGGUGAAGAUGGCAGGCGCUCUACAGAACCCACCUUGGUUGGUUUACACCAACCCACCAGUAGUGAAAGUGGUGCUGGAGCAUCAGGAACCAUUUCCGAUGUGGGCAGCAGCAUGGCAUCCUCUCUUUUCCCCCUGAAGGUGCUUCCGUUGACAGUGCAGCUUGUUGAUGGUGAGGAUGAGAGAAAUGAGUGGAGAAAUGACUUCUUCAGAGGCAACAGACAACACUUUCCCCUGCCUUUAGAGACUGCCAUGAAGGAUGCAUUCCAUAACUUGAAUGCAAAGCGGAACACAACCCUUCAUCCCAGCUCCUCCGGUGCGAGCGUCGUAGCGAUAGACAACAAGAUCGAGCAAGCCAUGGAUCUUGUAAAGAGCCAUUUGAUGUAUGCUGUAAGAGAGGAAGUGGAGGUCCUCAAGGAGCAGAUCAAAGAGCUAAUUGAGAAGAACAACCAACUGGAGCAGGAAAACAACCUUCUGAAGACCCUGGCCAGUCCGGAGCAGCUGGCUCAGUUCCAAGCACAGCUGCAGACGAGUCCUUCGCCUCCUUCCUCCCAGCCACAAGGGACCACUCAGCAGCCUCCACAGCCAGCGCCACAAGGCUCAGGGCCUUCAGCGUAGCCUGCAACGCCUUGGGCAUAAGUACUCUGGACUCUGCCGAGGCAGGACUGCCGGGAACCCAGCAUCGCCCGCUCCAUCACUGCAUGCUGCCACCCAGUCGGGAAGACUCUUCUGUGCCCUGCGUCCAAUAGUCACAGGAUGUUUGCUUUUCCAGUAUUAAGCUGUUCAUCAGGAGUGAGGUGGUUGAGGGUUUCUCUUUUAUCUUCUUCAGUUGGGGGGAGGGUCUCACAAAUGUUCAGGGAAAUUGCACAAAUGCACUGGGGACUCGAGCAGCUUGUGCAGGUGGCUGCUAAGACACAUGGAUCGGUGUGCCUGAAGCUUUUUUCCUUAAGAUCGUCCUCCCAUACAUUGUCGCAAUUAAUGCAAGUGCUUUUAAGCAUGGAAAUAUGAAGAAAUCGGCUGGGGUGGUGGGAAUGAAGACCCAUUCUCCAGCAUUCCACCAAGAAGCCAAAUCAACGACUGAUGAAAAAGGACCUUAGGAAAUAUGGAGGGAAGUAAUUGUUGGCUUUCAAUGCCUGAAAUCUUAAAAUGCAGAUAUGUGCUCAUUGUUUUCUGUAGCCAAGGAUGGGUGCAAAAGUAUUUCUAGGAAGAGAGCAGGUAGGUGACACGUUGAUGUGACAUAGGAUCCUAAAAAUGAAGGUUUAUUUGCUUAAUGUAUAUUUGUGUAUUUAGUGUAAUUACUUUGUAAAAUAGGAACUGUAACUACUCGUUAAGUUGUACAGAGUGAAUUUAAAAGGAUGAAUUGAACAAGUUUGGAUAGGGUUUUUUAAUUUUAUUUUUGAUGCUACAUGAAUAAGAUUUGCAUCUAUACAGCUCUUCAGAAAUUGGCUGAUUGAUGCUGUUUAUGUAAGUUCUGAAAAUUGCCUUGGAGCUGAAUACCUUGAAGUCAAACUCUGUUCACGAUAAUUCAGUUUCAUGCAGGGGGGAAUCAGUCCCCAAGAGCAAAAUUUAAAAGCAAUUUCUCAUACUUUUUUUGCAUAUGACCUGUAUAGUAGUAUGCAUAUGUUCCUGUGCAUGUUCUUGACGGGCGGGAAGGAAAAUUGUAAAAUGUCAGUAUAUUUAACUAUUGCACUUCUCAACUUCCAAUAAAGCAUAAAAUGUUGAUUUAGAA